Messenger RNA from Eptesicus fuscus (big brown bat), 3939 nucleotides. RefSeq names its product BCL2 associated transcription factor 1 (gene BCLAF1). The record is from RefSeq and is a predicted model, not a curated record. Gene Ontology annotation, molecular function: mRNA binding; DNA binding; transcription coregulator activity. The transcript has 13 exons. NCBI's taxonomy places the organism in Eukaryota, Metazoa, Chordata, Mammalia, Chiroptera, Vespertilionidae. Gene Ontology annotation, cellular component: mediator complex; exon-exon junction complex. Gene Ontology annotation, biological process: mRNA processing; positive regulation of transcription by RNA polymerase II. The coding region runs from base 222 to 2987 and encodes 921 amino acids.
CGCGUCGAAGGUAGCUCUAUGGUUUUCCUCCCGUUCUUCAGUCGGGAAAUGGCCGCUGUGUAGUUACAACGAGGAUAAGUCCCGGGAACCUUGCUUCGGCGUGUCAGGAAUUUGAAUUUAGAGUUUACUAUCUGAGAACAUUUUCUCCAGGAAGAAUUUUACAGUAUCUCAAAGACUUCACUUGAUUGCUCUAUCCUGCAUAAAACCCAAGGAGUAAAGAAAUGGGUCGCUCCAAUUCUAGAUCACAUUCUUCAAGAUCAAAGUCUAGAUCACAGUCUAGUUCUCGAUCAAGAUCAAGGUCACACUCUAGAAAGAAGAGAUACAGUUCUAGGUCUCGUUCCAGGACGUAUUCAAGAUCUCGUAGUAGAGAUCGUAUUUAUUCUAGAGAUUAUCGGCGAGAUUACAGAAAUAAUAGAGGAAUGAGACGACCUUAUGGGUACAGAGGAAGGGGUAGAGGGUAUUAUCAAGGUGGAGGAGGUAGAUAUCAUCGAGGUGGCUAUAGACCUGUCUGGAACAGAAGACACUCUAGGAGUCCUAGACGAGGUCGUUCACGUUCCAGAAGUCCAAAAAGAAGAUCCGUUUCUUCUCAAAGAUCCCGAAGCAGAUCUCGCCGGUCAUAUAGAUCCUCUAGGUCUCCACGAUCAUCCUCUUCUCGUUCUUCAUCCCCAUAUAGCAAAUCUCCUGUCUCUAAAAGACGAGGGUCUCAGGAAAAACAAACCAAAAAAUCUGAAGGGGAGCCCCAAGAAGAGAGCCCUUUGAAAAAUAAAUCACAGGAGGAACCGAAAGAUACAUUUGAACAUGACCCAUCUGAAUCUAUUGAUGAGUUUAAUAAAUCAUCAGCCACAUCUGGUGAUAUUUGGCCUGGCCUUUCAGCUUAUGAUAAUAGUCCUAGGUCACCUCAUAGUCCUUCACCGAUUGCUACGCCACCUAGUCAGAGUUCAUCUUGCUCUGAUGCGCCCAUGCUCAGUACAGUCCACUCUGCAAAAAACACCCCCUCUCAGCAUUCACAUUCCAUUCAGCAUAGUCCUGAAAGAUCUGGGUCUGGUUCUGUUGGAAAUGGAUCUAGUCGAUAUAGUCCUUCUCAGAAUAGUCCAAUUCAUCACAUCCCUUCGCGAAGAAGCCCUGCAAAGACAAUCACACCACAGAAUGCUCCAAGAGAUGAGGCUAGGGGACGUUCUUCAUUUUAUCCUGAUGGUGGAGAUCAGGAAACUGCAAAGACAGGAAAAUUCUUAAAAAGGUUCACAGAUGAAGAGUCUAGAGUAUUCCUGCUUGAUAGGGGUAAUACCAGGGAUAAAGAGGCUCCAAAGGAGAAAGGAUCAGAGAAAGGGAGGGCAGAGGGAGAAUGGGAAGAUCAGGAAGCCCUAGAUUACUUCAGUGAUAAAGAGUCUGGAAAACAAAAGUUUAAUGAUUCAGAAGGGGAUGACACAGAGGAGACAGAAGAUUAUAGACAGUUCAGGAAGUCAGUCCUUGCAGAUCAGGGUAAAAAUUUUGCUACUACAUCUCACCGGAAUACUGAGGAGGAAGGAAACAAGUACAAGUCCAAAGUUUCACUGAAAGGCAAUAGAGAAAGUGAUGGAUUUAGAGAAGAAAAAAAUUAUAAACUUAAAGAGACUGGAUAUGUAGUGGAAAGGCCUAGCACUACAAAAGAUAAGCACAAGGAAGACGACAAAAAUUCUGAGAGAAUAACAGUAAAGAAAGAAACUCAGUCACCUGAGCAGGUAAAGUCUGAAAAGCUCAAAGACCUCUUUGAUUACAGUCCCCCUCUACACAAGAAUCUGGAUACACGAGAAAAGUCUACCUUCAGAGAGGAGAGCCCACUUAGGAUUAAAAUGAUAGCCAGCGAUUCUCAUCGUCCUGAAGUCAAACUCAAAAUGGCCCCUGUUCCUCUUGAUGAUUCUAACAGACCUGCUUCCUUGACUAAAGACAGGCUACUUGCUAGUACACUUGUCCACUCUGUCAAGAAGGAGCAAGAAUUCCGAUCCAUCUUUGACCACAUUAAGUUGCCUCAGGCCAGCAAGAGCACUUCAGAGUCAUUUAUUCAGCACAUUGUGUCCUUGGUUCAUCAUGUUAAAGAGCAAUACUUCAAAUCACCUGCGAUGACCCUAAAUGAGAGGUUCACUUCCUAUCAGAAAGCCACUGAAGAACAUAGUACCCGCCAAAAGAGCCCUGAGAUACACAGGAGAAUUGACAUCUCUCCAAGUGCCCUGAGGAAGCAUACCCGUUUAGCAGGGGAAGAGAGAGUUUUCAAAGAAGAAAUUCAAAAGGGAGAUAAAAAAUUAAGGUGUGACUCUGCUGAUCUUCGGCAUGACAUUGAUCGUCGGAGAAAAGAAAGAAGCAAAGAACGGGGGGAUUCCAAGGGCUCCAGGGAAUCCAGUGGGUCAAGAAAGCAGGAAAAAACUCCAAAAGAUUACAAGGAAUACAAAUCUUACAAAGAUGACAGUAAACAUAAAAGUAGAGAGCAAGAUCAUUCUCGAUCUUCAUCCUCUUCAGCAUCACCUUCUUCUCCCAGUUCUAGAGAAGAAAAGGAGAGUAAGAAGGAAAGAGAAGAAGAAUUUAAAACUCACCAUGAACUGAAAGAAUACUCGGGCUUUGCAGGAGUUAGUCGACCACGAGGAACCUUUUUUCGAAUUAGAGGCAGAGGAAGAGCCAGAGGAGUUUUUGCUGGGACAAAUACUGGUCCAAACAACUCAAAUACUACUUUUCAAAAGAGACCGAAGGAAGAGGAAUGGGAUCCAGAAUAUACCCCAAAGAGCAAGAAGUACUUCUUGCAUGAUGACAGAGAUGAUGGUGUGGAUUAUUGGGCCAAAAGAGGAAGAGGUCGUGGUACUUUUCAACGUGGCAGAGGGCGCUUUAACUUCAAAAAGUCAGGUAGCAGUCCAAAAUGGACUCAUGACAAAUACCAAGGGGACGGGAUUGUUGAAGAUGAAGAAGAGACCAUGGAAAAUAAUGAAGAAAAGAAGGACAGGCGUAAAGAAGAAAAGGAAUAAUAAACCUGACGUGAGAUUGCAACAGAGAGCAGAACUUGCACCCACCAUUUUUUUUUACAUGAUUUUUGUUUUCAAAUAAGAAUGUAAGCAUUUUACUUAAAUUUUACUGUUUGCAAGUAGUCUAUAGAAGUUUUGUUUUAAGUCUUCAAAUAUCUUGAAAAAUAGUAGACUGUAUGUUGAAAAUUGUACUGAAAUAAAGUAGAAAAUUGUUAAUGUACCCUAUUUGUAACUAUCAACUUUUAAAAAUAAUACUUUUACUGUUUUUGUUACAUGCAUUGUAAUUCUGCUUUGUCUAUAAGAUAUGGUCAAGUACAGCUCUGUGAAAGAUCUGAUUCUCUUCCCUCCCUGUUUGUUAAUGUUUAUGCUGAAGUAAACGUUAGCUCUACAUACAGAUUUCUGAACAGAAGUUGUUUAUAGAGACCACACCUAGUUAUUUUAACUGUAUACAUCUGUUUUAACAUUUUCCUUAAUUCAAACACACUACAUUGUAGGGUGACUAAUUUUUGAAGUGUACCCCAGAAAAAAGUUGUUACUUUGGUAAACUUAAGCUAGUUUAACACUUCAGCAAAUGUUUAAGAAGAAAAACAGUUUUGCCAAGAACUAAGAAAUACAAGCUCAUAAAAGUUAGAUUACAAAGUAUUAGUUUAUUGGUGGUUUUUUUUUUGUUUGUUUGUUUAUUUUUCUGAGAGCAAGCAGUGGCCUAUAAAAACCACACUUAGGAGCCGUUUACUAUUUGGAUUCAAAAUUCAGUAUUCUAUUUUUAUUUGAAAGUAUGAGUCAUGGUCUUAGAUAGCAGCUAUUCUUUGAGAGAGGAAACUGUUUUGUAAUAAACACAGCAAAGAAAAACCCCAUUCCUACUAAACAUUUUAUUUUUAAGACAACAAAACCUGUAAUUGUGAUGUGGUGGUAUGGAAGAGGAUUAUCCUGCAAAAUAAAGAUGUGUCUGAUUUGA